This is a messenger RNA of Sycon ciliatum, 2630 nucleotides long. RefSeq lists its product as uncharacterized. Bases 968 to 1981 code for a protein of 337 amino acids. The transcript has 2 exons. The record is from RefSeq and is a predicted model, not a curated record. Gene Ontology annotation, biological process: regulation of BMP signaling pathway. Lineage: Eukaryota; Metazoa; Porifera; Calcarea; Leucosolenida; Sycettidae.
CACACGGCCCCUGUGUGAAGGCCAGCAAGCUAAUAAUCACCAACCUUGCCUGACAGGCUUGGCAGCUCAAAGUUUCUUGUCGUAGAGACCUCUCGGGCAUUGGGUAGAAAUAAUCACCAUGCUCUACUCUACCCCACGACCUGGCUUCUACUACUAGUAGAUCUACCGCCGCCAUCCUCUGUGAGAGGCUGCCACCGCUCUGGUCGCCUGCCAACUGCCUUCUCCAGCGACACGAGUCACGUAAAGGAGCAGCAGCAGCACUUGUUGCUGGUGCUCUUUCAAAACUAUCCCCUCAUCAUGACAAUGGCUCAGAGAGCAAGUGGUUACUAUGUCGUGACGUGCCAGGAGAGUGCGUCAAGUUCGAUCCGUCUACACGUCUCCACGCUGGGCCUUGCGGAGGUUGAUCUGCGGCUUGCACGCGCAGUCCGAUCCUCUGCCAGUGCCAGUGCAGUGCUGGCCACGUCCGCAAUCUUAUCCGCAGAGCUGAGUCCACACUACGCCACAGCGCCACUGCACUGCUUACUAUCUCUGCGGGCUUUUCUCUGGUCUAGCGCCAGGCUGGGUGGGAACGGGUGUUUGCACCUCACGAGCGACUUGGCCCGUUCAUUUGCUGCGAGUGUGUGGUCUGAGCCAUUUACUCUCAUUGACGGCCUGGUUCCGGGAUCCAGUUCGCGCAAGUGUCGGCUGCGCCACUAUCGACUGUUAUGCGAAGCAGCGCGCUGAAGUAAUGGUCUACAGCGGGAAGCUCUAAGUAGGCCAAUUCAAUUGAAGGACGUAAACGCAUAUUUAGCUCCCUUGCACCAAGUCGCAAACAUCAGAGAACGGUUUCGACUGAGUGCAAGCCGCAACGUAGAAAUUUGCUCCCAUUUCCUUUGCUUCAGCAGCCCGAGCAGAAGGUGACAGUGCGCAACACAACGCAACGCCAGGUUCUGUACUCCGUUCAAGUUCAAGUUGGACCACUGCCAGUAUGAAUUGCAAAGGUUUGGUAUGCACGUGGCGAAUGGCCACUAGCUGUCCAGUGUCUGUUCUAUUCGCAACGCUUGUGCUGCUGUCACUGGCUCGCAUCGGUAGCGGCAACGCGCAGAAUCCGGAAGCGGAGAUCGACUAUUCGGCGUUCAACGCCGAGAACGUCCACCGAGAGCAUUGUCCUCUGCAGGACUGCUUCACGAGGCUCAGCUACUGCUGGUUUCGCAGAUUGUGCGCUUGCGACAAGAACGAUUCUGCCUGUGUAGCUCAAUGCGCUCUCUGUCUAGACGAGACCUGGUUCAGCUGCUGCCCAUGCACGGGCCUGUGUGCGCGAGACGGCGAGGCGAAGAAGCUCAAGCGAAUCCAGACCGUUCGACUCGACAAGAAUGCGUUGCCGAAGACGUACGUGGUCGGCGGUUACACGUUGCGAAAUCGCAACAAGGACAGGGGCUUGCUGGAGGCUGUGGCGGCCUCCGUGGAGAUGCUGGGGCUGAAGAGAGCGUUCGCCACCGGACGAACUGUGUCUCUCGGACGACUUGGCGUCAGCAUUCGAAACAACACGAAGCCCGCACCCACAGCCACGACUACACAACCACCAACCGCACCGAGCACGACCACAGCAGCGGGUGACAGUGAGAGCAGCCACUCCAGUGCAGCUGCGAGUACAACGGACCCAUCUGCCCCGACUACAGGUGCCGAGGUCGAAACCACCAGCACGGAUUCGCAGAAUCGGACAAUGAUCUUCGCCGACAACGCGACCAUGCACAGGCUCCAUCGGUUGGAGCGAGAGAAGCUCGGUGAGCGAAUCGCCGAGUUCCAGAGCGCGUGCCGGCAAAACCAGUGCGUGACCAUCUACACGAAGAUGGCGGUGACGCGCGCGGUGUGCUGGCAGAUCUGCGACACCGUCGGUGCCCGGACGUGGCACCAUUGGUCCACGUAUAGCUGUGAGUGUCGGAGCGCGUGCUGUAGAAGACCGGCCGGGCACUUGAUACCACUACAUCGAGAGGCGCUCUGAUGUGUUGUCUUCCUAUCGGCAGAGCCCAAACAGUUGUACUGCAAUCCGAUAAAGCUAUUGCUGGCAGCUUCACAGGUGGAUGCUUCCCAGAACGCUGCUCGGACCCGGACAGAAAGCUUGACGUCUAUUAUGGAAUGCUACUAUUGGUUCAUUUCGCCUGAGCUUGAGAGAUUAACACGUCAGUGACGUGAGUGCUGAUAACGUUAGAGCACACAGCGCCGUGCUCAGUGUUUUGACUGCUGAGCUGCUCUUGCAGCCUGUAGUCUCUGCAAUCUGCCACACUUACUCACUGUCAUCUGCCACAGUCACAGCCACAGUCACAUGCUGUAGCAGCAGCAGCAGCAGCAGUGCCUUGCUGGUUGCGUUGAGUUGAGAGAGAGAGAGAGUCGCACCUGGUUAUCUCGCACUGACAAACCCCCCAACACACAGAUAAGACAAAGAUUCUAUUAUUAUCAGAGGAUUUACAUUAUGCCUGGGUCAGACCUAUACGGCGCAUAUCGGUGUCAAUUUUCUGCUUUCUAUCAUCCAUCAACAUUCCCCAUUCUCCUAUACGGAGCAGAGUAGCUUUUUAUCGCGAUGACAGCAUACAAUUUGCCUUGAUCAGUUCUCGUUUCUCGUGUCAAUCCCGAAAAAGUCCAUUGUCUCUUCA